AUGCGAUUUGUGGAACAAGAAAAACCUACUACUAAUCUCCUUUCUUCUGGUGAUGAUAUGAGGAACAAUCGGUCGACAACUAGUUACUGGAGUUCACCUUAUCCGGGCUCUGGUAGUAUUCCUAAGUUUGUUUCUAUCCGAAAAGAUGAUAAGAGUGCGUCGGCUAGUUCUGAGUUAAUCUAUAACUCGCCAACCUUUUUAGGAAUCUCUUCUCAGAUCUGUCGGAUAAUUAGUCACGUGGCUCUUCUAAGUAGUGUAUCUUUGGCGGCUGUAAUUGCCUCUUUGGUGGUAAUGACUGGUAAAGAGCUGAACUGGGGAGCAAUUUCUCCUUUUGGCUUUAUUCUACUUGGGCUGAUCUACUUGCCUAUUGUACGACCUUGGGGUGAUGCUGAUUUCCAAAAAACUCCUAAGCAAAGAUGGUUAUCUUAUGGUUUGUUGUUACUUUUAGAUUUGCUAAUUGUCGGAUGCGUUGUGGCAGUAAUGAUUUAUAUCUUUGAAAUUAAGGCUCUACGAAUUGGAGCACGUAAGAACUAUGUGUUUGGUAUUAUUGUGUCUUUCAUUAUCGGUAUGCUUUUUGCGCUGCCGGGUAUGUGCAGCCACAAGAAUCCUAAAGUCAAUUCUCGGCGAAUGCUUUACACUUUUGUGAUCAUUGCUGGUAUGACUACCCUAGCUAUUAUGAUGGUUCUUUUGGUACGUACCAACUACUUAAAUGCUCUGAUUAAGUCGGGUGCUGGAAAAGGAGGUCAAUAA
This is a messenger RNA of Nematocida homosporus, 750 nucleotides long. RefSeq lists its product as uncharacterized. The transcript has a single exon. The record is from RefSeq and is a predicted model, not a curated record. Bases 1 to 750 code for a protein of 249 amino acids. Lineage: Eukaryota; Fungi; Microsporidia.